GAAGCUCAUCUUUGAACUGUUAGAUGCAGACCACAGCGGCAAGAUCGAUGUGGAUGAGCUGAAACGAGUCCUUCUGUCCCUCAGUUCCUGGGAUGAGAAGCAGGUGGAGGCCUUGAUUGACCAGUUCGACAAGAACAAGGACGGUGAGCUGUCCAUCGUGGAGUUCUGGAGCUGGGUCAAUGGUCAUUGAUGGCAGGUCGACAGAGAACUACCGUCCAGCCUUGCUAGAUAUGGCGGUGGCCGAGAACAAACGAAAAAUCUCCGAGACUGAGGAGCGUUUGGCCGCCUUCCGCGACCGGAAAGCUGCCGAGGAUGCCAAGGCCGCCGCCGAGGCACAGAGACAGUUAGAACGAGAGCAAGGCUUACGUUUAAGUCGAGAUGCUUUCGUCAAAGAAAAGAUGGAGGCGGGCUUUUCGAAAAAGGUCGCAGAAGAGCUGUACAGCAAAUGUGACCAAGAUCGCGAUGGUGAAGUGAACCAUCAAGACAUUGGAUGGUUGGUCUCUGACACCCUGGCCACUUUGGAUCAAGUGAAGGCAACGUACCAGAAAGGGAUCCAGAGAGAGGCAGAGGAAGUCAGUUGGAGUGAGGACUGGAAGGCCGAAGUCUCGAAGCUGCUGAAGAAGCGUGGCUUCAAAGAGGAGGAGGAAGGUUUGAAAUAUCACACGACCAAUGCAAGUGGAGAGGAGAUUGCCAUCAAGGAGAUCUUGAAGGACAAAACUGCAACACUGGAGUCCAAGUACUUCCCCAUCAGCCUUCAUUUGGAGGCCUCCAAUGUCACCGUCGCUGACUGCGAUGACAAGGGCCUGGGUCAACUGGUUGAUACCUUUUUGGCCUGGGAUAAGGACGGAGAUGGCACCGUCUCUGCCGAUGAAUUGAAGGAUGUCUUGCAGCACGUAAAUCCCAAAUUCACUGAGGUCACGCUCGCCAAGAUGAUGGGUGAGAUUGACGUGAAUGGUGAUGGUGUCAUUGACAUCCAAGAAUUUGUUUCCUGGCUCUCGGGUGAGAACCUGAAGAAGAAAAAAAUGAAAAAGAAGGCCAAGGAGGAGCAAGACGCGAAGAUUUGCUUCACACUUCACAGGAAAAGAUCGGACGAAGCAAAAGAUCAAAAGAAGUUGGAUGCUUUCAUGUCAGCUAUGAGUUCUGACGUCAAAGACUUUUGCAUCGCGUCACUCGGCAUUUGGUUCUUUUAA
Messenger RNA from Cladocopium goreaui, 1190 nucleotides. Lineage: Eukaryota; Dinophyceae; Suessiales; Symbiodiniaceae. The record is from the annotation of a GenBank genome assembly.